GAGACUCUAUCUACUUCGUUUAGUUCGUGCGUGACAUUUUGAACGGAUAUUCGCGCGCAUUCGCGCGUUAACAUAUAUGCAGGGAACAACAAAGACUAACCCAUUUAAAACGAAAUAGAGAGUUAGGUAUGUGUCGGGUUUGUCUUAAAUUUUUGUUAAAAUGACAAUCUCGGCUCUAGACAAAAAUACAGUCAAGCUUAUAAGGACUACACAAAUUAUAGUUUCGGUUUCUACUGCUGCAAAAGAGUUGAUAGAAAAUGCAUUAGAUGCUAAUGCCAAAAAUAUUGAAGUCAACUUGAUAGAUAAUGGAUGUACCCUGAUAGAAGUGAAAGAUGACGGUUGUGGUAUUUCUAAAGUGGAUGCACCUUAUAUGGCUUUGCCGUCAUACACGUCUAAAAUUGUGACUUUCUCUGAUUUGGAUUCGCUAGAAUCUUAUGGAUUUCGGGGUGAAGCACUACAUGCAUUAAGCACUAUAUCAGAUCUUACAAUUAUAUCAAAAACUGAAGAGGAUGAAGCGGCUGUUUCAUAUGAUAUUGAUCACAAUGGACAAAUUAAAAAAUCUGAACAAUGUCAUAGAGCAAGAGGAACAACAGUACAAGUAAAACAGUUGUUUAAACAAUUACCAGUAAGAAGACAAAUAAUCACUAAUUCAAGGAAGGCAAAUCAGGAGGUUAAAAUGUUAGAAUCAUUAAUUAAAAGUUAUGGAAUGUGUCAAUUUGGCACACGAAUAAGUUAUAAAGUAGAUAAUGUAAUUAAAUUUGCAAAACCUAGUACAACUACUCUUGAAGAAGCAGUCGCUUAUAUUCUGGGUAGAAAAGUGACAUCUAAUAUGAGUUGGAUAAAUAUUGAAGAUGCAGAGAUUAAUGGUAAAUUAAUGGUUCCUUCCAAAGAAUCACAAAAUAUAUCAGAAGUGUUUCAAAGCGGAGCACAAUAUAUUUUUGUAAAUAACAGGCCCAUUAAGCACAGAGAAUUAGAAAAGGUAGUAACUAAAACAAUUUUGAAAGCAUUAGAACAGGACUCGUCAUCUAAGAAAAAACCAAUAUGUCUGUUGUACAUUUUAAUGAGUGCUGCAAAUAUUGAUAUUAAUUUGGAGCCAAACAAGACUUGCGUUUUUUUCAAAGAGGAGAACAUAAUUCUUAAUACAGUACAAAAACAUCUUGAAAAUUUUUAUGGAAUUCAAACACAAGAGCAAGAAGAAACUGUUUGUAAUCAAUCGCUCAAUGAAUAUCAAGAUUACACCCCCAGAGAAAAUAUUCCUAAUGUAGAAGAUGAACAGCCUGCGUGUAAAAUAAGAAGAGUACACAGAAGUGAAAAUGUAGUAGAUACUACUGAAAAUGUACAAUAUUCCAAAGAUAAUGAGGAACCUUCAGUUUCUGAAAAAGAGCAGAAUCAUUCAGACAAAACUGAUGACAGCUGUCAGAAAAAUAUAGAAAAUUUCAAUCUCGAGUUACCAUCUUUAAAUUUGAGUGAUUCUGAAUCAAAUGAUUCACAAAAAUUCAAAUUAUUUUACAAUGAUAAAGAUUCCUCGGAUACAGCCUCUCAGAUACCACACGUGGAUUUGGGUCCAGAUUUUUCAAUGUGUUUAAAUUCACCUAAAGCAGAAAAUGAAGAGCAAAGUGCAAAUAUAGAAAGUGCUCAUGAAAAGAAUGAAUCAGAAAAGAAUACAGAUGAUAGUCCUCCAUUUGAAUUAUCCCCAGGAUUUGAAGCAUCAAAUCAAAAACCAAACGUAGAUUUAGGACCAGAUUUUCCAAUGUGUAUAAGCACACCUGAGAAAGAAAACGAAGGAUCGAGUGCGAAUGUUAAAAAUUUAUGCGAGAAGAAACAAAAGUCUGAGACAAAAAAAUGUGGUACAUUAAAAGAAUGGAGCAAAGGACAUAUAUCUGGUGUGAAGGGAGGCACAGAUGUACAGCCUUAUAAUUGUCCAGAAUUAAAUGAAUCUUUGGAUGCUAUGAACAAUAAAAAUGUGUGUGGAGGUUUUCGUAAGUUUAUGAAAACUGUUGGGCAACAAGUUAUGAAAGAAAACAAACACCGUAACUUAACAGCAGCACAAAUUGCAAAUGUAAUAACCAAUCUGUGGAAAGAAUUGCCAUCUGAAAAACGUGCAUAUUACAGAGAUUUAGCACGCGAAGAGAAGACUGAACGCGAAACAAAAAAACGAGAAAAGGAAGAGAAACAAGUAGAAGAAAUGAACAGAAACAGAAAUAGGCUUUUAAAAGCAUUAGAAAAAAUGAGAAAGAUGAAUCCUGAGGAUAACAAAAAUUUACUAGUCAGAACUUUAGUACCAUGGAAUUUAGAUUUAAAGAAAAUUAGUGAAAGUUCUCUUGACAACUAUACAUGUAAAAAUACUAAUCACAUUGUUGGACAAUUGCGUUCGGGUUCAUGGGUCGUUCAUAAAUCGUCACAUAUUUGGAUCUUAAAUGCUGCAACUCUGAAAAAAGAAUUACACAAAUCUGAUAUGAAUGACACCCAGGAGACUGCUGAGGAUAUGGAGCAGCUUUUGAAGCAGUGGUUUUCAACAAAGGACGAUUUAUCUAUAUUGUACCCUAUACAUUCAUUGCCAGAAAAUACAAAUAUCAAAACAUAAAUCUUA
This is a messenger RNA of Megachile rotundata (alfalfa leafcutting bee), 2590 nucleotides long. RefSeq lists its product as uncharacterized. The record is from RefSeq and is a predicted model, not a curated record. Gene Ontology annotation, molecular function: ATP-dependent DNA damage sensor activity; ATP binding; ATP hydrolysis activity. Lineage: Eukaryota; Metazoa; Arthropoda; Insecta; Hymenoptera; Megachilidae. Gene Ontology annotation, cellular component: MutLalpha complex. Gene Ontology annotation, biological process: mismatch repair.